Molecule: messenger RNA, 3729 nt
Organism: Durio zibethinus
Lineage: Eukaryota; Viridiplantae; Streptophyta; Magnoliopsida; Malvales; Malvaceae
Gene: TGH
Product: SWAP (Suppressor-of-White-APricot)/surp domain-containing protein
Biological process (GO): mRNA processing
Cellular component (GO): nucleus
Molecular function (GO): RNA binding
Source: RefSeq, a predicted model, not a curated record
AAGCAAAACCCGGUUUCUCUCUGGGCUCUGGCCCUCUCAGAUUGGGACCCCCCUUUUCUCUUCUUCUCCCGAUCCUACUACGACACUUAGAAACCCCCAAAAUUGUCGCCCAAAACAAAUACCUUCUUUAGUCAAUCAACCACUGAUUUUGUUGGAUAGAUUUUCUCUCUCAUUUAAACACAAAAUCAAUCAAAUAGGAAAAGGAAGUUAUGGAUUCGGACGAGGAGGAUUACGUGUUCUUCGGUAAACCGAUAGAGCGUGAGGAAGAGAUCACCAACCGUCGGAAAAAAGCCGCCGCCGAGGCUUCUGGCAACCUCCGCUCCCUCCCUCCCUGGAAGCAAGAGGUUAGAGAUGAAGAAGGACGAAGAAGAUUCCAUGGUGCAUUUACAGGUGGAUUUUCUGCUGGUUAUUUUAAUACAGUGGGCACUAAGGAGGGUUGGGCCCCUCAGUCAUUUACUUCAUCACGGAAGAACAGAGCAGAAGUCAAACAGCAGAGCAUUUUCAACUUUUUAGAUGAAGAUGAGAAAACUGAAUUGGAAAGUCAGAAUUUGGGAACAUCUUCACAGUUUGACACAUUUGGAUUUACAGCUGCUGAGUAUGCUCGCAAACAAGCCAAUAAGGAACAAAAGCAAAGGCCAUCUGCAAUUCCUGGACCUGUUCCUGAUGAACUUAUUCUUCCAGCCUCUGAGUCUAUAGGUGUAAAAUUGCUGCUGAAGAUGGGAUGGCGGCGUGGCCGUGCAAUUAAGGACUUGCAUGCAAGUUCAUUAUAUGAUGCUCGUAGAGAAGCUAGAAAAGCUUUCCUAGCAUUUGCUUCCGAGGAUACAAAGGCAUCACAUCCUACUGACUUUGAGCCUGUUGAGGGUGAACCUGAAAACUUCCUUGCGCAGCCUGCAGAUGAUGAUGCUCAGUCUUCUCAAAGCUUACCUGUUUUUGUGAUCAACCCUAAGCAGGACUUACAUGGUUUAGGAUAUGAUCCAUUCAAGCAUGCUCCUGAGUUCAGGGAAAAGAAGAGAUCACGCUUGUCCAAUGAUAAGCAGCAUGGCUACAGAAAAGCUAUUUCAAUAAAAGAUAGUCUCUUUGGUUCCAAGUCAGGAAAAGCUGCUUCUGGGUUUGGAAUUGGUGCACUUGAAGAAUUUGAUGCUGAAGAUGAGGAUAUCUAUGCUGCUGGUUAUGACUUUGAAGAAACAGUCAUUGAAGAGGAUGAAGAGCCAUCGAGAUUGAGCGUAGAGAGUAAAAAAAAGGCAGUUAGAAAAGACCAGGGUGUUCUGCGUGGUUUCAAAGUUGCAACAGUUUCUGACUACCAGUUAGAAAGGUUUGAUCCUCCUAUAAUCCCAAAGGAUUUUGUUCCACACCACAAAUUUCCUGGACCUCUUGAGACUCUGAAGAAGCUCGAUGUUCCCUCACCCCCAGAGGUUCCUCCUCCAGAUGAUAAUAAUUUGAAACUCUUAAUUGAGGGGGUUGCAACAUUAGUAGCUAGAUGUGGUAAAUUGUUUGAGGAUCUUUCCAGAAAGAAGAAUCAGUCAAAUCCUUUAUUUAGUUUUCUUUCUGGAGGAAAUGGACAUGAUUAUUAUGAUAGGAAGCUGUGGGAGGAGCAUCAGAAACGUGGUGAUCAAGCUAAGCUGUCAUUGGAUGGAAAACUUUCUCCGAGUGUGCAGAAGAUGACAGCAGAGAACCGCGGCAAAUUAUUAGGAGAAAAACCUUUGGAAAGAAGCUCGAGAGAGACCACAAGCUCAUCUGUUGCUUCUGGGGACUUUGUUCAACUUCAAUUCAAUCUUUCCGAUACAUUUAAAAAACCUGAAUCAUUUAAUGAGUUGCCAGAAGUUGCAAAACCAUUCAAAGAUGAUCCUGCAAAGCAAGAAAGAUUUGAACAGUUUCUCAAGGAAAAGUAUGAAGGAGGGCUUCGUUCUAUGGGGUCUAGCGCGGCUAGUAAUAUGUCAGAAGCAGCUCGUGCCCAUGAGAGAUUGGAUUUUGAGGCAGCUGCUGAGGCAAUAGAGAAAGGGAAACGGGGAAAGGAAAGCUUGAUUUCUGAACAGCCAUUUGACUUUUUAGCCACUGGAAUGCAGUUUACUUCCGGUGUACAAGAGGUUAAAGAUACUCAUGCUGAAAAUUUGAUGACAAAGAAAAUGUACCCGAGAAGGGAAGAGUUCCAAUGGCGGCCUUUGCCUGUUUUGUGCAAGCGCUUUGAUCUCAUUGAUCCUUUUAUGGGGAAGCCACCACCAGCUCCACGCAUGAGAAGUAAGAUUGAUUCUCUACUUUUCAUGCCAGAUUAUGUUAAAGGUGCUAAACUGGAAGAAGAUCUUGUUACAAAUAGAGAUGUUCCUGUUGCUCAAACUGAUGCUCAAAAGACAAUUGAAGACGUAGCUGGAAAGGAAAUUGAAGUUGCAGCUGAAAAUGUUGAAAGGCCUGUUGAUCUCUACAAGGCAAUUUUUUCUGAUGAUUCUGAUGAAGAUGUAGAAGACAUUAAUACCAAGAAAGUGGAGGAUCAGGAGAAGAAGAUUGAAGUGGCAACCACGACACUAAACCGUUUGAUAGCAGGUGACUUUCUAGAAUCCCUGGGAAAAGAACUGGGCUUGGAGGUUCCCCCUGACAUGCCCUACUCAACGAAUAAUGUCAGCACUCCUACUCAGAAAGAAACACCUAAUGGUGAAAAUGCUAUACUCAGUCCUCUUGAAGGUAGAACUUUUUGUGCCCCUAAAUCUGUCAGUGGAACUUCUCUAAACCCUGGACAAGAAACCGCUCAAGAUGGUGAAUUGGCAAAAAAUGAAUCCAUUCCUGGCAGGUCUGUAAGAUAUAGUAGCAAAUAUCCUGAUGGUCUAUCUGAGAACAUAUCUGGUAAAGUCAAUAUGGAAAAGAUUGCUCAAGAGGAUAAGAAAGGCAAAUCAUCCUCUAGGCAUCAGAGAAACUGGAGCAGCAGUUCUUCAUCAGAAGAUGAAAGGAGUAGAAAACAAUCCAGGCGGCAUCGUUAUAGAAGCAGUGAUUCAUAUAGUGAUUCAGCUAGUGAUCAUCAUGAUCGCUACCGUUCUAGGUCAAAAGGGAGAAGGAAAAAAUCCUCCCGGGAAAAGAGUAGUAGCAGCAGAAAACACUCAAAACAUCAUAAGCACAGAAACAGGGACUCUCCCAGCAGGUCCCAUCAAGUUUCUGAGAGGGAACAUUCAGAAGCCAGGAAAGAGAAACGGAUACGAAGGGAUUGAACAUUAGCUUCUAUUCUUUCCAUUCCUAUCUCCAUCCAGAAAUUUCUGGUCGUGUAGCUUCAUGGAUUAAGUGCCCGAAAUUUGACAGAUAAUCAGUUUGUUUGAUGUUCCGGGGCAAGGUUCUCACCAUUAAAUGUUUUGGAAAUCCUUCACUUGCAUGGCGCUUAUGCCGUUGCUUCCUUUUUACAUCCAGAGGUAUGUACGAGCCAUGGAGGAGGGAAGUAAAUCAAUGGCGGGGUUGGGGUUUUUUGAGAGAUAGGUGAUGGUCGUAAUGUGAACAAGUCAGCAGCCAAAGCUACUGUUUUGAUAUUUCUCCUGAUUACCGUAUUUUUAUCGAACAUAAAAUGUGUAAGCCCUAUGCAUUAUGAAUGACCGUUGUGUAAAUGAUUAUCAAUGUAAUGUUGGAAUAAUGCGAAGGAAUCGUCUCUGGACUCCCAAAUAAAUCUCCUAAUCUGCAUCUUCUCGGUUCUACUUUUGAAAUGAACUCAUCAAUGAUUUGCCCUCUCAAUAAAUAUCUGAAUUACUUUUUCUAUGUUAU